Struthio camelus australis is the source of this 1780-nucleotide messenger RNA. Its product is annotated as ceramide glucosyltransferase-like. Gene Ontology annotation, biological process: glucosylceramide biosynthetic process. Gene Ontology annotation, molecular function: ceramide glucosyltransferase activity. Gene Ontology annotation, cellular component: membrane. The record is from RefSeq and is a predicted model, not a curated record. Lineage: Eukaryota; Metazoa; Chordata; Aves; Struthioniformes; Struthionidae.
AUGUUAUACAUAGCAGAUUCUGAUAUAACAAAUAAAUUUUAUAUGAUGGAUCUGGCACUGGAGGGACUCGCCAUCUUCGGGCUCAUCCUCUUCGUCGUGCUCUGGCUCAUGCACUUCAUGUCCAUCAUCUACACACGCCUCUACCUCAAUAAGAAAGCAAUAGACAAACAACUAUAUAGCAAGCCUCCUGGUGUUUCACUUCUAAAGCCAUUAAAAGGUGUGGAUCCUAAUCUGAUCAACAAUUUGGAAACCUUCUUUGAGCUGGAUUAUCCCAAAUAUGAAGUACUGCUCUGUGUACAAGAUCAUGAUGAUCCAGCUAUUGAAGUGUGCAAAAAGCUCCUUGGCAAAUACCCAAAUGUUGAUGCUAGACUGUUCAUAGGUGGUAAGAAGGUUGGUAUUAACCCCAAGAUUAAUAACUUAAUGCCAGGAUAUGAAGCUGCCAAAUAUGAUCUCAUAUGGAUUUGUGAUAGUGGAAUCAGAGUAAUACCAGACACGCUGACAGAUAUGGCCAAUCAGAUGACUGAAAAAGUAGGCUUGGUCCAUGGAUUGCCUUAUGUAGCAGACAGACAGGGUUUUGCUGCUACUCUUGAACAGGUUUAUUUUGGCACUUCCCAUCCAAGGUCAUAUAUUUCAGCUAAUGUAACUGGCUUCAAAUGUGUAACGGGAAUGUCUUGCUUGAUGAGAAAGGAUGUUUUGGACCAAGCUGGAGGACUGAUAGCUUUUGCACAGUAUAUUGCUGAAGAUUAUUUUAUGGCCAAAGCUAUAGCUGACCGGGGCUGGAAACUUGCGAUGGCCACACAAGUUGCCAUGCAAAACUCUGGUUCAUAUUCUAUUUCUCAAUUUCAGUCCAGAAUGAUCAGAUGGGCUAAGCUGCGAAUUAACAUGUUGCCUGCUACAAUAAUUUGUGAGCCAAUCUCAGAGUGCUUUGUUGCCAGUCUAAUUAUUGGAUGGGCAGCUCAUCAUGUUUUCAGAUGGGAUAUAAUGGUAUUUUUCAUGUGUCACUGUUUGGCAUGGUUUAUAUUUGACUACAUUCAACUAAGAGGUGUUCAGAAUGAACUGUCACCAUGAAUGAGCUGCUAAUUGCAGGGCUAACAAUGCUGAUCUAGCAUCUUUUAAAAGUUGGACAACACCUUUAUGUUAAAGCAUAACGUGUAGCAUAUUAGCAAUAAUGAUAUAUAUUUAUGAAAACUGAUAUUUUCCACCUUAUUGAGCCAAUCCAUUAACUGACAUUUGAUACACGUGUAAUGCUUUUGGUGUAUGUAUGUUCCAUUCUUUUCAUGUGAAUCGGGAGGACACUUUCUUCCUGAGGAAAGCUGCACACUGAGAGCCAAUCUAGUUGUGACCAAAUGAAAGGUUUUGUUCUUAAUAUCAGGUCUGUAUAGCUGAAUUUUGCUGACAAUGUUUGUUUUUUUAUUUGUUUCAUGAAGUUUGAUGCCAUUCGCUGUGCUGCUAACGUGAAGCCUAGCUUGUAAGUUAACUUUAUGCUGAUUUCUAUGCAGGCAGCGUAACAGAGAAUUUUAAAAGGCUGAACAGACUUCAUUUAAAAAAAAAAGUUCUGUAGUUAAGGAUAAUCAUUGUCUUGAUGGGUGCUUUUGCAUUAGUAGAACUUUCUUUAGUUAAGAAAACUGAAGCUUCACCUACGUAAAUAGCUUGAUUUUUCUGUACUGUUUGGUUGAUUAUGAUUUGGAAGCAAUACUGUCAAAUCUCGUAGAAGCUGCUGCAACAGAAUUGCAUAAGUUAAAAAUGGCUAAUUUUAAAAAGUUGUAUUGAUCAACAGAUA